Molecule: messenger RNA, 1738 nt
Organism: Panicum virgatum (switchgrass)
Lineage: Eukaryota; Viridiplantae; Streptophyta; Magnoliopsida; Poales; Poaceae
Exons: 2
Coding region: 226-1476 (416 amino acids)
Molecular function (GO): protein binding
Source: RefSeq, a predicted model, not a curated record
CUGAGCCCGGAUAUUCUAGGCCCGGAGGAGUGUGAGUCUACAAGACUACAACACCAUAAUCCCCAGGCCACCGCCGCACCUGACUCCCAACUCCCAAACCCUACGUGCUACGGCGAGUCGGCGUCGGCGACCCCGCCGCCGGUCGACUGCUCCAGGCCUCUCGCCGGGCACUACCGAGUUCCAGGAAGCGAUUUCGUUGUGGCCGCCGGACGGGAGCCGAGGAACAUGGCGGCGGCGGGGAUUCCGUCGUCGUGGGAGGAGCUCCCGGAGGACCUUCUGGGCCAGGUGCUCAGGCGCCUGCCGUCCCUCGCCGACCGCGUCCGCCUCCGCGCCGUCUGCCGCCCCUGGCGCUCCGGCGCCGCCGCCCGGCGGCACCCGCUGCUGCCCCCGCCGCUCCCUUGGUUCGCCCUCCACGACGGCAGCCUCGUCGACCACCACGGCGCCCCCGUCCGCUGCGGGCCCAUCCUCCGCCAGGGCGUCCACUUCUGCUACCUCGCCGUCGACAACCUGGCCUUCCUCGUGCACCACGACGGCGGAUGCUCUCUGAUGAACCCUCUCUCCGGUCUGGCGCUCCCGCUCCCGAAGCUGGGCCCUGCUGUGCGCCGAGCGAUCGACAGUUCUACCGUUUACGGUCGAUCUUGGAUCCGGGAGGGGCAUGUUAAGGUGAAAAUCCUAUCCUCCCCAGUCGGCCCUACGCCGGAUUCCCUUGUGGCAACCAUAAUUACAGAAGGAUACAGCGUUGCGGUGGCUCCUGGCAAGGAUCAUGAUGUGACCAGCAUCAGCUUGCGUCCUUUGGACGGUCUAACAAGGAUCUCUGAUAUUGCCUUCUUCCAUGGGGACCUCUACGCUCUCACAGAUAAAGAAGGGCUUCACAUCAUGAAGCUUGAUGUCUGUGGCCUCAACCCAAAUUUCUCGCAAGCCUUCCAUCCGAGCAUCGCUGAUGACCCCAAGCAGCAACAAAUAUACUUUUGUGAUGACCCCAAUCAGCCACAAAUAUUCGACGCAAGAGACAUGCCUCCUGGGUGUGUGGUCCUGCGUUACCUAGCAGAAUCUGAUGGCAGGCUGUUGAUGGUCAGGCGGUGGAUGAGCUUUCCACCGAUAGCUCGGCUGGGGGACCACGACAGGACUUGGCGGUUUGAGGUCUUUGAGGCAAACCUUGCUACCAUCCCUGGACAGUGGGUGAAGAUGGAGAGCUUGGGUGGACAGGCUCUCUUUCUUGGUUUACAAUGCUCCAAGUCAGUCCUUGCUAGCCAAUUUGCAGGUGCAGUUCGUGAGGAUUGCAUCUACUUCAUGCAUAGGACUUUCGACCAACCAUAUAGGCAAAGCAACCUAGGUAACCCUAUGGAUCCUCUUGCUGACUCUGGUGUAUACAACAUGAGAAAUGGGGAGAUCACACCAUUGCUGCCGGAGUCUGUGAUGGCAGAGCUGCAGCGCAAACGCCAGUUUCUGACUUGGUUUUUUCCUGCUGAUGAAUAACUUUCUUCUCAUCUUAAAUGAUUUUUCUGUCAUGGGAACAUCAGUAUGCUGGACAUGUUUUACUUCCUUUUAUUGGUAGUCAGUUGAAAUGAUCUGUAGAAUCAAGCUAUGCAAAAUCUAAAACGCCUUUGAUUUUUAAACCUGUUAUUUGCAUGCUUUGGAAUAUUGGUCGCCUUUCAGGCCAACAUUUUGUAAUAAGACACUGUAUGAUCUCACAAGUGACAGCUAUGGAUCAAUUUUGUUUGCCUAUGAAUUUGCUGAA